Molecule: messenger RNA, 1686 nt
Organism: Cladophialophora yegresii CBS 114405
Lineage: Eukaryota; Fungi; Ascomycota; Eurotiomycetes; Chaetothyriales; Herpotrichiellaceae
Exons: 6
Coding region: 1-1686 (561 amino acids)
Biological process (GO): transmembrane transport; basic amino acid transport
Cellular component (GO): fungal-type vacuole membrane
Molecular function (GO): basic amino acid transmembrane transporter activity
Source: RefSeq, a predicted model, not a curated record
AUGGCCGAUGCGGACGUGGACGAGACAACCGCCCUGCUGCCCGCUGACCACGGCGCUCUUUCGGACGACUUGGAGCGACGGCAGUCUUAUACCACCUCGUUGAGACGCAUCUCCUCUGCCAACUUACCCCCGUACCACGAGGCCUGCACACCAAGCGGUGACGAGCCGUCUUCGGCGCUGACCAUCUGGACCGUCGUGCCGGUGUCGCUACUCGGCGUCUUCGUCGCCAAUCUUGACGGCAGUCUGAUCAUUGCCUCGAGCCAGCAGAUCGCGUCCGAGUUCGAUGCCCUGUCGAGCGCCUCGUGGCUGGUCACAAGCUUUGUGCUUGCCUUGUGUGCCAGCCAGCCCCUGUAUGGCAAGCUAAGCGACAUCUUUGGCCGACGGAGCAACCUCACGGUAUCGUACAUCUUCUUUGCAGUUGGAUGUUUUCUAUGUGGCGUUGGUCAACAGUACUGGCAAGUCAUCGCGGGCCGCGCCAUCUCCGGCGUCGGCGGAGCGGGCAUGACGGCCUUGGUGUCUAUCAUUAUUGCUGACGUGGUUCCCGUGAGGGAAGUUGCAAGCUGGAGGAGCUACGUCAACAUCGCCGCCACGACGGGAAGAGCCCUAGGUGGCCCGCUCGGAGGUGUUCUAUGCGACACCAUCGGCUGGCGCUGGUGCUUCUACGGUCAAGUGCCACCGACAGUCAUCGGCCUUGUCCUUAUCCUCUGGAAACUACCCAACAAGACCGUGAAGACGGCCAAGCCCGACGAUGACCACGAUUUCCCUUUCAGGCAGAAGCUGGCGAGGGUGGACGUGCCGGGCGCCCUUGUGCUGAUGGCUUCCAUCGUCAGCUUUCUGCUCGCUCUGGAGUUCGUGACCGAGGACCUCCCGAUUGCUUACUGCGUGAUCCCGGGCGUCGUCUCGUUCCUCAGCCUCGCUCUGUUCUAUUACAUCGAGAAACGAUGGGCUAGCGAGCCCAUUCUGCCGAUCGAUCUCUUCACCAACCCGGCCACUUUGACGGCCUACGCCCUCGCCGGGUUUCAAAUGGCCGGCCAAUUCGGCCUCUUCUACUCAGUGCCCAUCUACUUCCAGAUCAUCUCCGGCACCAAUGUCGGCCAGGCCGGCCUGCGCCUCGUGCCCUCCGUGGUCGGCAACGCCACGGCGGGCCUGAUAGCAGGGUACAUGAUCUCCAAAACGGGCCGCUACAAGCUUCUCACCGUCAUAGCCAACUGUGCGGGAUGGGUGGGAUACCUCUUGGUGUUGCUGCGCUGGGGCCGCAACACCAUCCACCACCCGGCCGAAACCCUCUACAUCUUCCUGGGCGGGUUUGCAACCGGCACGGACCAGUCCACCACGUUCGUCCACCUGGCCGCCAAUCUGGACGCCAGCAGGAUGGCCGUCGCAGGCACAACGCUCUAUCUGGUUCAGAAUCUGUUCCUCCUCCUCGGAAUCCAGCUGGCCACGGCCAUCCUGCAAGCCAGGCUGAGGAUCAGACUCAACGAGGGACUAGACGGCGUGAGGCACAAGAAGAAGAUCAUCGACUCGGCCGUCUCGAGCGUGCGCUCCAUCCGAACCCUGCCCCUACGGAUAAGGGUCCUCGUCAUCCGCGCCUACCUCGACGGAUUGGCGUGUACCUUUGCCAUGUCCCUAGCUUUUGCCACAUUGGGCGUCAUCGCCGCGCUGCUUCUGCGGGAACGAAAGCUGUGA